Molecule: messenger RNA, 1119 nt
Organism: Cricetulus griseus (Chinese hamster)
Lineage: Eukaryota; Metazoa; Chordata; Mammalia; Rodentia; Cricetidae
Source: RefSeq, a predicted model, not a curated record
AUGGCCAAACUACUGCAGUCUCCACCCAAGUUCCUUCCUGAAGAGUGGUAUAUUGCUAACAAAAGCCAGUACCACAGAGCAGAGGCUCAAAGGUGCCGAUCUGAACGCCUAGUGGCAGAGAGCCAGAGGCUUGUAGAUGAAAUCGAGAAGACCACCAGGAAGUCUCAGAGUGAUGUGAACAAGAAACUUGAGCAGAGACUUGAGGAGGUCAGGUUCUGGAAGAAGGAGUUAGACAACAAGCUUGAACAGCUCGUGCAUGAGACGGAUGAUCUGCUCACCUACAAGGUCCGCCUGGAGAGAUCCCUGGAGAGCUUCAAGGAGCCCCUGCAUAUCACAGAGAGGUGCCUGGCCUACAGGCUGAACCGCUCUGCCAAGUACAACUUGGAAAAGGAUUUGAAGGAUAAGUUUGUGGCCCUAACUAUCGACGACAUCUGCUUCUCACUCAACAAUAACUCACCAAAUAUCAAAUAUUCUGAGGAUGUUGUGAGAAUCGAACCCAACUCAGUGAGUCUGGAGGACUGGCUGGACUUUUCCAAUGCCAAUGUCGAGAAGGCAGACAAGCAGCGGAACAACUCGAUGACGCUGAAGACCCUGGUGGACCGCAUCCUGUCCCAGACGGCCAAUGACCUGCGCAGACAGUGUGAGGUGGUAGACACAGCAUUCGUAAAUGGGCUGAAAGAGACCAAGGGUGCCAGGGACAAACUGGCUGAUUAUCUGGCCAAGGUUAUGGACGAGAUCUCUUCCCAGGAGAAAAACAUUGCUGCUCUUGAGAAGCAACAAGAAGGGCCGGCUAAGGUAGCGCACACGCGCCUGGAGACCAGGACGCACCGGCCUAAUGUGGAGCUGUGUCGCGAUAUCGCUCAGUAUCGGCUGAUCAAAGAGAUUCAGGAGAUCAACCAUAAUGUUGCCAGGUUAAAGGAAAUCUUGGCCCAGGCUCAGAUAGAGCUGAAGGCACUGUACCGCAGGCAGCUGGCCCUGCAGGAGGAAAUCCAGGUUAAGGAGAACACCAUCUAUAUCGAUGAGGUGCUGUGCAUGGAGAUGAGGAAGUCCAUCCCCCCUCGUGAUGGUGAUGACCAUGGGGCCUGGGAGGGAGGCAUCCGAGCGGAGGCCAUCUGCUGA